AUGCAACGAUUCUGCAUAUUAGCCUUUUUGGUGAGUUUUUGAUAAAUUUAAGAAAAAGGAUCGAUUUUUAUAUGAUUACAUGAUUUUUUUGUGAAAAAAAUUGAUGGGAAAUGUUUGAUCUAAUCUUAUUACACCUUUUAGUGUGAGAAAUGAAUCAAAGUGUUCCCCACCAGUUUUUUGAAAAAUUUUCCCGUUCCAAUUCAAUCGACUUUAUUUUUUUCGCAACAUCGGGAUGGUAUGGUGAUGUUGCAGGUGGAUUAACUAACCCCACCGUUUGAGCCAAAAAAUAUUUUUUUUACUAAAAAGAAAAUGUUUCUUUUUAAAAAUUUAUUUUCAACUUUAGGCCCUGUGCACAAUCAAUUUUGUGAGCACCGAAACGGAGGAACACAUCGAAUGCUGUAAGAAACGGAGUAAUUUUUUUAUACAAUACAAUUGCACGAUUUUAAAAUCUUCGAAACUCUUUUUUUAGCGUUUUGGUAGUUUGAUUAUAUUUGGGUUAACUAGGAAACGAAUGGGCCUCAUGGUCGGAAUGGUCAAAAUGCUCUUCGGACUGCGGUUAUUGCGGUCGAAAGAUACGAACUCGGUUGUGCAUAUCCAAGAUGUAUGGCUGUGAUUGGUGAGCUACCGUUUUCCUUUUCUCAUUCAGUUCUUGAAAAACUGCUCAAGACACAACUAGAAAGUCAGUGAUCACUAAAAAUGGGCCUUGUGAUACGGAAGUGGUACUGGAAGAGGUGUCAUUACUGGGAUUUCGGCUUAUUUCACUUCUCAACGAUUUUUUUCAAAACUCUCAGGGCCCUUUUGAAACCCUUGAUAACCCUAGUUUUGGAAGACUAAUAAAAAAUCAGAAUUUCGUCUGUCUUUUGGAGCAUGAAACAAUAGAAAAUAACAGGAGGUCAAUCUAGAAGUUACCACUAUCUCAAUCUUUGUUGGGUACAACCGAAAAGGCAUGUCUCUGUCAUUCAAAAGUGAAUCGGGAGGUCGAUGCAAGUAGGUGCCAAGUAGCAACUUGUUAGCUACUUUCAUGGUACCGGAAAGAUACGCUUGUUAGAAAUCGUACCCGGUAGCAUCACGAUACCUCUCCGGUAGUAUCCAGGUACCAUAGAGAUAGUACCCGGUCGCAUAAAACUGGUUACAAUAUGCUGAUUUACUUUAAAGCUUCUACUCGGUACCUACUUGUAUCAACCUCCCUAUUACCCAGUAAGCUCACCCAAUCGAAAACUCGCUGUGAAACAAGAAGAGCUUUCAGCGACGGACCAGGGACUCACAGAGAGAUCUGUCCCGAUAAAUCUUGUGAUGGGGAUCGGCCCUGCUGCAAAGGACACAACAAUGGGACCGGCUGCGCCGUCAUUAUGGUUUGAAUUUCGAAAUCGAGAAGCAUAGUUCAUUUUUUCCGACUUGGAAGGCGAGAUGGGUAGAUUGGCAAAGGUUGAGCGUUGCGUGUGCAGCGCGGUUUUUAGCGGGGACUUGAGUUAUCUCUGACAGAAGUGCAAUCUAGCCUUUUGCACUUCGGUGCGUAACUUGGGCCUGCACCGUGCAUUCUCAGUGAUUUUUUGAUGCCUCACUGGUGCCUCAUGCUGAAAGCACUGGUUUGACACCUAUGCACCCGUGUGGCACCAAAAAAUCACUGAGAAUGCACGGUGCAGGCCCAAGUUACGAAUCGAAGUGCAAUAAGCUAGACUGCACCGUGCGCCAUUCUGGCAGAGAAGUAUGAUUAAAAAAACUACAUUUUUCGUGUUUACAUCUGACCUCAAGGACCCCGCCUAAAAGCCAAAGGGUUCUGGAGAAGUUGGGAAAGGGUGAAGUCAGAACAACUCCGGCAUCGCAUCCCCAUCCCCUAUCUACCUACCUCGUCUUGCAUGACGGGAAAAAUUGACUAUAUUAGAAUCUUUCUAGGACUGUAAAGUCAAGCCGUACCACGAAGAGGAAAACGAUCACAACUCGCAUCACGAUCACAACUCCCACCGCGAUCACAACUCCCAUCAUGGGCACAGCUCCCACCGCGAUCACAAUUCUCAUCAGGAGCACCGUUCCCACCACGAGCAUCGCUCUCAUCAUGAGCCAAACCACUAUUCUCAUCAUAAAACCCCCAAAACUCAUAUACGUACAGAAAUGUGA
Caenorhabditis auriculariae is the source of this 2115-nucleotide messenger RNA. Lineage: Eukaryota; Metazoa; Nematoda; Chromadorea; Rhabditida; Rhabditidae. The record is from the annotation of a GenBank genome assembly.